AUGGCAUCAAGUGAAAUUAGUGAACAACCAUGUUUAAUUUCUGCUGUAGAAUUAGUCGGUGCAGGUGGAUAUGAUAAACUUCGAAUUAAAAAAACUUCAUAUCGAGCACCAAAUCCUAAUGAAGUAGUCAUACGUGUUAAAUUUGCUGGACUCAAUUUUGCUGAUUUAAUGAGACGGCAAGGUCUCUAUUCACCAGCACCUAAAUUUCCAUAUGUUCCUGGUUUUGAAGCAUCAGGUAUUGUAGAAGCAAUUGGCUCAAAUGUUUCUGAGUUGGCUGUGAGUGACCGUGUUGUUGCAUUUGCUGGUGAUGGUAUGUGGGCUGAUGUUGUAACUCUUCCAAGUGAUCAUUGCUUUAAAAUACCUGAUAAGAUGUCGUUCGAAGAAGGAGCUGCUUUACUUGUUAAUUAUAUAACUGCCUAUCAAAUCUUAUUUGAAUUUGGAAAUUUACGACCAAAUAAAAGCGUACUUAUACAUAUGGCAGCAGGUGGUGUUGGUAUUGCGGCUAUUCAAUUAUGUAGAACAGUUGAAAACGUAACAGUUUUUGGAACAGCUUCAGGUUCAAAACAUAAUAUUAUCAAAGAAGCAGGAUGUACAUAUCCUAUUGAUUAUCAUACACAAGAUUAUGUAACUGAAAUUCGCAAAAUUUCACCAAAAGGUGUUGAUAUAAUUAUGGAUCCAUUAAAUGGAGAAGAUAGUGUGCGUGGUUAUAAUUUACUUAAACCAUUUGGUAGAAUCAUUUAUUUCGGUGCAUCAAAUGUUACUGCUAGUGGUGAAAAUCGUUCAUUAUUAACAGCAUUUAAAACUUGGUAUAAAUGUUUUUCAACAAAUUCAAUAUCAAUUCUAUCAGAUAAUAAAAGUAUUGCUGGUUAUCAUCUAGGUUAUUUAUUAAAAGAUCUUGAUAGUACAAAAGAUAUAGCAUUGAAUACUAUACAUGAAUUAUUUCGAUUAUAUAAUGAAGGUGCAAUCAAACCAAAAAUAGAUACUAUUUAUCCAUUGUCAAAAGUUGGUGAAGCUAUGCAACGUAUGCAUAAUCGACAAAAUAUUGGCAAAAUUUUAUUACAACCUGAUGAUGAAACUAAUGCUAACAAGAAUGAUCAUACAACUAGUGAACAAGAACAAGCACAAGAAAAAAUUGAAUGA
Rotaria sp. Silwood2 is the source of this 1140-nucleotide messenger RNA. The record is from the annotation of a GenBank genome assembly. Lineage: Eukaryota; Metazoa; Rotifera; Eurotatoria; Philodinida; Philodinidae.